GGAUUCAGGGAGAUUGGACUUGGAUCUCCCUUGAUCCUAUUUAUUAUUGAGGAGAGUAUAGGGUGGUUGUUGACGUGGUAUUCAACAGGGAAUGAAAACAACCAAUUACUUGAACAUACCAUGAAACAACAACAAAUCAUAGACUGCGUCGUACCCAAACAAGUAUGGGAUACACACCAUAGUAAAAAGAACGGAUUCCAUUAUCACAUAUCGAUAUCCAGUGAAACAAGUCAAUGGGUAUUUUGUGCUUGUUGUGGUAGUUUGCUUCGUUUUCGUAUCUCUUUUGCACUCAUACAGUGUCCAUUGUGUCUCGCAUUGUUAUGGACGCGUCCUAUAGAAUCUUGUUAUUAUCAGUUGCUCUAUGAUUGUGAAGGAUGUGGUCAACGAUUGAUAUUUCCUUUGGAAGCGACCAUGGUACAGUGCAGUAUAUGUUUUAUGUUGAAAAGUUUUUCUCCACCUCGCAUGUCUUGUUGUCAACGCUGUGGAUUGAGACUUGUGUAUAAUGAAGAAAAGGAUACAAAUAUGUUGUUUUGUACAGUUUGUUUUGGACUCCAACCUUUAUGAGAUGAUGAUGACCAUCAUCAGCAGCAGCAGAAAACUUUUUCUAUCAUCCAUUUUUUUUCUCUCUCUCUCUCUCUCUGUGUGUGUGUGUGGAGGAGAAAAGGUUGAAUGAUGGAUGGUUGUGAUGAUAAGAAGAAGAAUAGGUUGGGAUGGAUCAUAACCUUUGGAAGGAAUGGUUAUUCUUCUUCCUUUUUUCAUAAAGUGAAUAGAAAAUGCGGUAUAAAAUAUCGCUGUUGUUGUUUCAGCAAUAGUCAACAUACUAAAAAGCACCAUCUCAUCACACCUGUGAUUAUCGUGCCCGGUUACGGAGCCGAUGCUAAAGAGUAUACGGGU
Galdieria sulphuraria is the source of this 894-nucleotide messenger RNA. RefSeq names its product zinc-finger protein / transcription factor. NCBI's taxonomy places the organism in Eukaryota, Rhodophyta, Bangiophyceae, Galdieriales, Galdieriaceae. The record is from RefSeq and is a predicted model, not a curated record. The transcript has 2 exons. Bases 121 to 564 code for a protein of 147 amino acids.